AUGCUGAUCGACGGAGAGCGGUGGCGCGUGCACUCGAAGCAGAUGUUCCGCUAUGAAGGUGGGGCAUGGUGCAUGCAAACAACUCUAAAGGUGGAGGCCUGGACCCUGUUGCUUGCGGUGGAGGGUUUCUUCCUGCAGCUUGUGGCACGUUUGGAGCAGAUGGAGGAUCGCAUUCCAUGGGGAUGGGAGAGAGCCGGGCCCCACGUCCUUGCCAUUCUCUAUGAUGCUCUUCAAAGCAGUGCCAAUGUCGUGGACAGCAUGAAGAAUGUUGCGAAGGAGAACAGCGAUCAUUUGCGCGCCGCCGCCGGAAACAAGGCUUGGAAGGCGCAUUGGGCGCGACGGGUCGCUGAGAUGGUUGCCGAUUUCCGUAAGAAGUGGGAGCAAGGACAUAUCUCGGAUAACAUCAGCAAGCUGUUCCUGAAGGAGUGGGAGACGCCCAUGCCGAAAUAUAGAGGAGUUUGCUUCCCCGAUAUCUACCUCAACGAGGAUUGGCGCGCAGCCGCCAAGUCACCCAAUAACGACUGUUACCUCUUUCUGGACUACCCCUACUUCUACGAGAAUCAACUCCGUGAGGACUCCAGCUUCCAGAUCAAGCUCUGCUUCAUGCGCGCGGCUUUCCAGAAAGUGGCCACAAUGGAGGCGUGCCUGGACAGAGCAGUCUUCAGCGCUAGCGCCAGCUCAACACUGGACUGUGGUGUCUUUCUAGAGCGUCAAGAGUUUCGCAAGUCCGCAGAACUCGCGUGGAAUAAAGCAAACAUUCGUAUCCAGGAGAUGUCGCAGCGUGGGCACUUCAUCUCUGACUUGUUGAAGCGGUUUGUCGUGAACGAGGAGAUUGACUGCCGCGUCAAUUAUGGAUUCACCUCGAAAAGAUGCUUUGGCACCAGUAUGCAGGUGCAGGAGCUCAACUUCGAGAAUAUUCCGAUCAUUGAAGACAGUGCUGACCGCGCAAAGUGCUGUGAGCAUUUGCGCCGUCGAGUUGUGGCUUUACUCAUGGGCAAGGCCACAUGGACAGGCGAUCCUGCCUCAGUCAAUCCCUCUGAGGGCGUCUACCUCCUGCUGCCUCAGGAUGACUUGGUGGAUUUCCUCUCCCACCCA
This is a messenger RNA of Symbiodinium pilosum, 1095 nucleotides long. The record is from the annotation of a GenBank genome assembly. Lineage: Eukaryota; Dinophyceae; Suessiales; Symbiodiniaceae.